AUGAAGUCAAUAUCAAAAAUUCUGUUAGCAUACAUUUUAAUAUACAAACUGGAAAACAUUUCAACGUUCGAUGACUCAGAGUACGUUGAACCAUCAACACCCUUUUACACAAAGAAGCUGGCAACACUAAACCUCUAUGACCGCAGAACAACUGCUCAAAUACAAUACACAAACGACAUGGAAAGUAACGAGCACAUAUUCGUGCCAAAGGAGGGUUUUGAGAUUUGGGAAGUGGUAUUUGUGGGCCCUCAACUGAGUGAGUUCAACGAGAAGAACAGGUGGAGGUCGGAAAACUCUUCAACAACUGCGGUUAAGGUUGUAGAGAAGGCCACAGAGGCCAAAGAUGUCCACGUGGAAAUAUACCUGAAAAAUGGGAACACAAUCUCGUUUUUCACCUACACGGUCAAAGAGCAAAAACAAGGCCGAGAUUAUAUGAUUAAAACCACAACCACCCACCAAAAAAACAAGACAAACAACGGCUACAAAAUCGUAACAACCAGCAAAUGCAUAGUUGGCGUGGAUGUACAAUUUCAAAAAACCUUUUGGACAUUUACGUUAACGUGUGCAAUGGCUUGCAUGUUCAUAGUGACUUAUGUGCUGUUCAUGAAUAAAAAACGCAUAAAAAAACCAAAACACAAAAAUAAAGAGUCAAACAAAGAAAAAUAG
Molecule: messenger RNA, 666 nt
Organism: Theileria orientalis strain Shintoku
Lineage: Eukaryota; Apicomplexa; Aconoidasida; Piroplasmida; Theileriidae
Exons: 1
Coding region: 1-666 (221 amino acids)
Source: RefSeq, a predicted model, not a curated record